AUGACUAUGUGAAAGCAAAGUUGAAAUCAUUGAGAAACAGCUACACCAAAGCAAAAAAACCUCAAAGCAGUGGAAGUGCGAGAAAAUCGCUGAGCAAGCGUGCCGCUUGGAUACGGGAUAAGCUGCAAUUCCUUGAACCGUAUAUUGCAACUCGAACAUCAACCUCGAGUAUAGAUGUAGUAAGUAUUUUAAUGGAAGCUGUAAAGAUGUGCUCGUGCCAGGGGGGAGCUGCCCCCUACAAUUUCACCACCCCACCCCCUAAACCAUAAAUAAUGAAGACUCCUUUAGGUAAAAUCUUAAAUUUGAUACAUUUUAUAUCAUAUUGUCCUGCCAUGUAACAGCCCCAGCACCCGAGAAAUAGCUGGUGAGAAGCUGGUGUUGUUGCUUUGCACUUCUUGUGGGGUUGCGGUCGGUGGUGCAGGACUGCAAACGGUUGAGUGGAGGGUCAGCUCUCCAUGCUCCAGACAAGAAUGUGUGAUCUCCACUUUCAACAUCACCAGCACUGGUGUAUGCAUUGCUUGUUGUUGUCGACCAUGAAGUUGUGGAGGCAACACGAUGCAAGGAUCAAGUACAUCACUCUUUCAGGACUCAACUUUAUUGUUGUGAGAAACACACGAAAUCGGCUGGCAAGAAUUCCAAACGCAUUUUCAACAACCCGUCUGGCGCGAGAUAACCGAUAGUUGAAAAUGCGUUUGGGUUUAUCCAUAUGUCGGUGUGGAUAUGGUUUCAUCAUAUUCCUAGUAAGUGCAAAAGCAUCAUCUCCAACCAUAUGAUAAUUGAUUAAGGCCUCUGGUAUUCCUUCAACACAUGCUGGUGGUGGUAAAUUGAGGGACCCGUCGUCUAAGGUCCUCUUCAGGACUGAAGCAUUAUAGAGCCCAGCAUCUCCAGCACGUCCAGCAGCUCCAGCAUCUACAUAAAUAAAUUUGUAAUUGGCAUCGACUACAGCCAAAAGUAACACACUGUAGAAAUGCUUAUAGUUGUAAAACUCAGAGCCACUGUCAUUUGGAUUCUGUAUGGCAAUGUGCUUUCCAUCUAUCGCCCCUAUGCAUGAUGGGUAAUUCCAUUUUUCUUCAAACUCUUUUGAGACCACCAACCAAUCUGCCACAGAUGAGUCUGAAAAAAGAAAGUGCAUAAUAAAAUUUAAUACAAUUUUUUUUGUUACACUUUGAUUAGACUGUGUCACAUACUACCACUCCAGAUAGUGCCGAGUCGACAGAUCAGCUAAAUAGCCUGAAUGAGAGCAUUGAUGAUGUGGACAGUAUCACUGAUGAUUUGUUGGCAAAUGAUGAUGAUCCUGACAGUGAAACCUCACCUGCACUGCCAACCAAACAGCCAUUAACUGGUAAGUUAUCCCGAAGGAAACAGGCAGAGCAGGAAUUUGAGCCAAUCAAAGGCCUUGCAACCUCAAUAGCAGAACGACAAAACAAACGGCAUAAAACAGCUGACACUCAUGAUGAACCAAUGAGCUCAUUUGGUCGGUAUGUGACUGAAUCAUUGGCAGAACUUGAGCCAAGAAUGACACAUUUGUCCAAACACCAUAUAAACAAUGUAUUGUUCCAAGCACAAAUGGGGACACUAUCAUACCAAGAGGGAAACAACACAGCAUUUUCAUCAGAUCCUGAUCCACAACACAACUGGUUUCCACCCAAUCCACCAAUGAUGAAUUUCCCCUCUUAUGCAAGGGUGCAGCAGAGUUUCCCAAGUACAUCUAGUACACUCUAUGCAACCUUGGUCAAAGCAACUGGCCUGAGUUGA
This is a messenger RNA of Paramuricea clavata, 1755 nucleotides long. The record is from the annotation of a GenBank genome assembly. NCBI's taxonomy places the organism in Eukaryota, Metazoa, Cnidaria, Anthozoa, Malacalcyonacea, Plexauridae.